AUGGCGCUCCGGAUCGGUUUCAUGGCCCAGCGGGGUCCGGCGCUUUUUCUUCUGCUGACUUUAUGGGCUUCCGUGGAAAUGCGCGCCUUUGCCGUUUCCCUUGUCACCCAGACCUCUGCUUCCCCUAUUUAUUCUCGCGCUGGUUCGCAGAACGGAAGCAUCCUGCCGACUUCUCUUGCCCAUGCGGCCACGCACACAAAGCCCCUGGCUUGCCUGCGUUGUUUAUUUCCUGGAGGUGUACGUACACCGGACGCUUCCGACUCACCUUUGUCUUCGAGAACCAGAAAACCUUCCUCGCACUCGUGUCCGCUCGCCUGCCGCGAAAACGGCGUCCGAAUUCCUAUCGUCGCGUCUCCUGUCGCUCUGUCCCACCAGCUGCAGUGUUUCAUCGCCCCGGGACUGUCCGCUGCUUCGCGUUGUGUGUCUCAUCCGUCUCUGAAAGUGGGGGGAGCUCUAUCGUCUUACGUCCAUACAGGCGUGGCCUCCAGUCUUUCUCUCAACGGCGCGUACCUGUCUCACCAGCAGCCCCGCGUCUUCAAACUCAACGGCAGCCCGCUCCUGCUUUCAUCGCCAUCCCCCCUCUCUUCAUCCCACCUCAACUCUGUCGCUGCAUCAGAUGGACGGCUAGCUGUGUCUGACGGAAUCAAUAGCCCUGGGGCUUCGGCUUCCUCCCCUGAUGGCCCUCAGUUUCCUGCUUCUGCUCCUUCAAGCCCCAGCGCUGUCGGCUCCGGCACCUCCGCGUCUGUGAGUCCUCCUACAGGCAGUCCUUCUCCGUCUGCGGCCUUCUCGCCCUUCUCGAAUGCUGCCUCGCCGUCGCAGUACGGCGCUUCUUCGGCGCCUCUUCCUGCGCCCGCCGAACCGAUUUACCCGACUCCGUUGACCGCCGACACGUCGCUGACGGGACGCCGAAUGGAGAUUGAUCCGACGGGACCUCUGGGGCAGAUGCAGGCCUUGCUACGCGAGGGUAUCUACAAAGCAGGCCCCUACAUACAGGACUGGCCCCAUAACGAAGAGCGGGACGUCGACAUGCUCGUCACGAAACUAGAUGAAACGGCUGCCAUUUCUCCUGGACAGAAGACUGUGAUACAGCUGCCUUUUCGAGAGCGGGACCGCAUGGUGCGACACAUGCGGGCGACGCGGUCGGCGACGAUAUUUUUGGGCUACGUCGACUACAGAGAGGAAGGCGACGUGGAGAUUGCGCGCCCCCAGGAGAACCGGAGUGCGUUGGCCGGGUCGCCCCCCAACAGCCAAGGCACCAAAGACGAUUACAUGCUGAUUGGCUACGGCGCCAUUGCCGAGCCGACGGAGAUCCACAUGCUCGACAAGAGCGGCGAGCUCGGUCUUCGAAUUAUGGGCCGAGUGAAAAUCGUUUCGGUACUCGAAGCCUCGGAACUGAGCUUCCGGGUUCGCGUCGUGCCACACAAAGAUGAGAGCAAGCGCGACGGGUUUGUCAACCCCCUGGUGUCGAGAGAAAACAUCAAAGCGCUCUACAGCCUCUACGAUCGAGUCAACAAGAUGGAGCUCCAUUUCCGGAAGCUGGAAGGAAAGAUGCAUCAAGCCCAUCUCGUUUCUUUACGGCCAAGUCUCGAAGACAAGGUGGACGAAUUCAUCAAUGAGACAUCCGGGGCAACGGAGCAGGACAUCGGCGAGUGGGUCUCAUUCUGCGCCAUGGAUCACCACAUUGAUGCUCGAGCAAGGUGCUGGGCAAUGGCACAGCAGGACACGGAACUUCGCCUUGACGUUGUGAGGCGGUCACUAGAGGACAAGCUUCGACAACUACAGGCAGAAGUCAAACGACUGAAAGACCAGCCGGGGUUUCGGGAUCCGGACGACGUGAAGGCUCCCAUCUCUGAGCAAAUGCCUCUCAACAUUAAACUAUGA
This is a messenger RNA of Neospora caninum, 1881 nucleotides long. RefSeq lists its product as hypothetical. The transcript has 5 exons. The coding region runs from base 1 to 1881 and encodes 626 amino acids. Lineage: Eukaryota; Apicomplexa; Conoidasida; Eucoccidiorida; Sarcocystidae. The record is from RefSeq and is a predicted model, not a curated record.